Messenger RNA from Acanthamoeba castellanii str. Neff, 363 nucleotides. RefSeq lists its product as uncharacterized. The record is from RefSeq and is a predicted model, not a curated record. NCBI's taxonomy places the organism in Eukaryota, Discosea, Longamoebia, Acanthamoebidae. Bases 1 to 363 code for a protein of 120 amino acids. The transcript has 5 exons.
AUGCUGGCUGAUCUUCACCCUCCGCUCAGACGGAGCAAGGUAGUCAUCCGCUAUGCCUUCACCGAUGAGGAUACGGUGUCGAUCAUUCGCAUAGCGAUCGAAGAGGCCGCUUGCACGAGCGAGGCGUGGGAAAAGUCACUGAGUCGUUGGAGCAAUCGCGAGGGUUGGCUGCUACCCGAAGAAACGCAACACGAACUAUUCCUAGCUCGAUGUCCGAUGAUGACGCCAUUCACGGCUCAGCUCGCCCUCGCCGCCGGGCCGCUUCGGCAGUUCAUAACUUCGUCGAACGAGGAUCGCAUUGCGCAGAACCCCUGGAUCCCACCUCGCGUUCUGAUCAUGAUAGGUUUCAAGUGGCUCCCUUGA